Molecule: messenger RNA, 738 nt
Organism: Trypanosoma cruzi
Lineage: Eukaryota; Euglenozoa; Kinetoplastea; Trypanosomatida; Trypanosomatidae
Exons: 1
Coding region: 1-738 (245 amino acids)
Source: RefSeq, a predicted model, not a curated record
AUGGAUGAAAUAGCGUACAAUAAGUUCAGCCUCAACCCUCUUAAUUGGUUCAUGAUGCUGAAGGAAGUGAUUGUGUCUGCUUUAUUCUCCAUUAGUUCCAAGCGUUGUAUGUAUUCACAGGCGCGGAUGACAAACUUGGGUGGAGAAAGGGAUCAGGCGGCAUGCCAGCGGGAGAUUCGACGAGCAGUCCGAAUCAUAAAGGAACGUCAAUCCGUGACGCAAGGAGACAAUGACGUGACUGCGCACUCAUCCCCGGGGCGACCUCUUCAUUUGAAGCUUGUGUUGUUUGGUUGUAGUCGUGGGGCCACAACCACAUUUUACACAGCGAUGAAACUACCACUUGAAUUGGCACAAUAUGUUUCUCUUGUAGUUGUUGAGGCGCCAUUUGAUACGUUGCAUGAUGUGAUUGCAUCGUCGUGUUGGUUUCCUCGCUUUGCGUUGUGGUUUUUUUGUAACUUUUGUGACUAUGGUGGGAAUGAACCGUACUCCUUUGUCCCGGGUCGGGUGCAACUUCGCUGCCCCAUCGCCUUUGUGAUGUCUGUAAAAGACACCCGGGUGCCGAAUAAACUUACGCGUCGACUGAUUGAGACUGUGAAGAACGAGUGCCCGCAGAUUCCCGCGGUGGAGGUGUUGGAACUGAAGCAUAGUCGUCACCCCCUGAUGGCCGUUGGAAACCGUGAGGACCAGGAUGCGUACGUUGCCUUUAUGGAACGACUCUAUGAUACCUACUGCAGUUGA